CGCCAUAAUGUUUUCGAGUUUUUUCACUCAAAUCUAGUAAUAUAGAUUUUGCCUUAAAAAUUAUUGAAAAAGUUCUAUUUAAACUAGUUUAACCGGAUUAAAACUACUUUUAAAGCUAGGCGUACGUGCGGGUGCAUGCGUUCGAGUAGAAAUUAAUUCGCUAUAACUUACCAAUGAACAUCUGACGGCAUGGUUAAAAUGGCCGCAACCGAGGAGCAAGAUAGGAAAAUAGUGCUGGAAUUCUGCCAUCUGUUGGAGAAGUCGAAGCAGCUGUUCAACGGUCUGCGUGAUCUUCCUCAGUACGGACACCGGCAGUGGCAGGCAUACUUUGGGCGCACCUUCGACGUGUACACGAAGCUGUGGAAAUUCCAGCAGCAACAUAGACUAGUCCUAGAUUCUAAGUACGGAUUGAAGCGAUGGCAGAUUGGAGAAAUAGCUAGUAAAAUUGGACAGCUCUACUAUCAUUAUUACCUUAGAACAAGUGAAACAAAUUAUCUGAAUGAGGCAUAUUCGUUUUAUUCUGCAAUAAGGGGACGUGCGUAUUACUCCCGUGCAAUCAAAGAGGAUCGACCGGAUCUGAUGGUUAAGAAAUUACGUUACUACGCUAGAUUUAUUGUUGUUUGUUUACUGUUGAAAAAGAUGAAACUAGUGAGAGAAUUAGUUAUUGAAUUAGAACGACAGAUACAAGAAUACACGACAACGUACGAACCCGAAGAUCAACUCGAGUGGUCGCUUGUGUUGGACGAGAUCAAGGGAUUUAUCAAAGCAGAGGCGGCCGUCGCGGUUCUUCAUGCGGACUCCAAUCCCAUCGUUCUGUCGCACAGCGGUUCUGGUUCUAGGUUAAGUCCCCUGACGACGCCGCCAUGCGAGCGGACACCCCACAUGACUCUCAGCCUUCAAGAGAUACUGAUUGUAGGGUCUGCAUGUGAGCAGGCCAAAUUCUCGGAGCUCACGAUGGACAUGUUCAGAAUGCUGCAAACUCUUGAACGGGAACCAACAGAAUCAAUGCAUCCACUGACGGGCCACCCAAUGAGUACUCAUGGUGGUCCUCAUGAUGCCAGUCCUGCAGCUAGUAGAAUGCCACCGUACGGUGUACCAGGGUCCAAAGGGUAUGUGGAUAACGGGGAUAGACGAGGAAUGCGUGAUAACCCUCAUAAGUAUUUGUUGUAUAAACCAUCGCUCAGUCAGCUCAUGGUGUUUCUAUCGAGUGGGUUCAAAGAGUUACCACCAGGAGGAGCGCUACUGUUGUACAUGUCAGCGGAUGGGUGUUUCUCGACUACGAAACAUCCUCAAGAUUAUGGGUAUGAAUUGGGUGGAUUAGCAACAAGUGUGAAAAGGGAUGCAGUCGAUGGAGGGCUUGCGAUUAGGGGAAAAUCCAGCGCCGGCUAUAAAGAACCACAUUGUCUCUAUCCAGGAGAUCUAUAUCCCUAUACGCGCAGACCACUGUUUAUAAUAAUCGAUUCGGAUAAUUCGUUUGUGUUCCAGCACAUACCGAGGUAUUUUGGUCAACCACUUGUGAUAUUGAUGUCACCGCAAGACGUCCCAGCGAAUUUUCAAGGUAUGAAUAUACAACAUCAUGGCUCCCUGUUCACCCUAUUUCUACAUUCUCCUAUGACCGCUAUAUGUUACAUUUGUAACGUUGGAGAUGUUCCCAUUCAUCACUGGGAACGAUGUCAGAAUUAUGUGGAUCGAUUCGUGACAGAGGCAUCUCGACUGGUAACACGAUGUAGAAUGGAUGAAAUAGAACAGGGAAUAGGAUACAUAGAUUCGUCCUAUGUUCAAUUUUUCGGGGAUGAUUUUCUUCGCACACUAAUUCUUCGGUUUGUGUUCUGUGAUGUCACUUUACGGCUACAUCGUGGGUUUCGUGGGCGGCACCAACGACCUCGCUGUGAGCCACCAUUACCAGCAGCAGAAUUAUUGGAACAUCCAUCAUUAGCUCACAUCAUACUACAACUGGCGUCAGCGUUAGACGUUAGGGGUCACUUUGUUGAGGGUCCCGAAGGCGAUUGAUGGAUGAGGAUAUCCGAACGGAAAAUGGUUAAUCAGUUGAGUAGUAUCGAAAAGCUCAGUUACGUUGUUGAUGACCUACUGCAGAGAUAUAAACCGUUGAAAAAGAAACAGGGGCAACUCAUCGGUAAGCGUAACAUUUUCGAUACUUGUUCUCCGAUGAACUGCUACAAGUUUGUGCUUGCACUGACACUCGUCGCUAGUGAAGUGAUCGAUGGUGGUGGUGAUCGUAUGAAAUGUUGUUUAGAGAUGCGAUACUACGCUAGAACGCUUUUUAUUAUUUGAUCACUAAUAUAUCGAAAGUAGGUCGCCAGAACAUGUGUAAAUUGAGACGAAGUGUCGAACAUAGGACAUACAAAGGAUAUAACGGAUGCUUUGUUACUAUUUCUAUUUAUUUUAUGUAUGUUUAUAGCUUUUUACGCUACUUGUUGUUACUUAUACACUAUAAUAGAGCAAAGGGUAUGGCGAAAUCGUAAUACGGAAUGUGUAUUUUGUAUUCCCUCUGCGAUACAUUUUCACAAAAUAUCAGUAGAAACUCACUCGCUAUCGCAACUGAUAUGUAGAUCCACAUAGUAGGCAGAAAACAAAUCGUCUCUAAGGCUGAUCGGAUGGAGCUUUGAAUAAUUUACUGAAUUAAAUUAAAAUAUGGUGUGUAAGACAUUCGGAUUCUAUCAGUUAAAGAUAUAAAAAAUGAUACCGGAAAGACUUGACUGAGUAGAGUUUUAUUUUGUUAGUAACAUGAUUAUUGAAUUUUUUUGAGAAAAACGAUUUAUAUUAUGUUCUGAAAACAUAAACAAAUCGUGGAGAACUUUUGUCAAAGAUGGGUGGACUGAUUUUCACAAAUGAAAAUGGAUCCGUAAUUACAAGGAGAUUUGUGCAAAAUAAAUAAAACAGAAUACACUCAAUUCACGCUUCACGGACUUUCGCUAAUAUUGUUUCAAGUAAAAAGACCUUAGGAACCCAUAGCAAAUUACUUCAUUUCAUUCAGCUCCGAUUUCCUGUUCUGGGUUAGUGCAUAAAUUUCCUUUUGCAUUUUCCAAAAACUUGCUGAAACUCGCUCGUGCUUUUUUCAAUAUUAGAUAUCUCACCUUCAAAAAUUUUGAAUUGGUUGUAAUUCAAAUCAGCUUUCAACAUGAAUUCAUGAACAUUGUUUAUUUAUUGAGUCGAAUAUUAUUAGUUAUUUGCUUAUCUCAUAUUUUGGUGAUGGAUAUUUAAUCUGAUGUCAAAUUAAUCUGGCAAAUCAAACAUCUAUUUCGAAAAUUUCACUCCUCUUCUUUUCUACGACCCAUCGAAAUCAUAAAAUUGCAUCGACGCCUUCAGUUGUUUAUUGAACUCUAAAAAUGAGCGGUCAUUGGAACCACAUCCACUGACUGAUAAUUUCUGAGUGAUUGUUUAUGUUGACUUUCAGUAAUCUUGAGUUGAUUUCUGUUUCUAGCUAUGUAACAUUUUCCAAUCAUUUCUUUAUAAGGUGAAUGAUCGCAGAACAUGACUGCGUAUACAGAAAUAUUCUGUUUAAAACUCUAUAAAAAUGCUAUCAGCCCAGGGCAAGUGAAACUGUUUAUUGCUUUAAUUAAUAUUACAUUUUUCAAACUGAAGUAGAAGGCUCUUUCACCGUUGCGAUAAGAAAUAUCCGAAUUUGUUUAGUACAUGAUUUUAUUUCUUUAUUAUUAUUAUCAAUUCGUAAUAUCCAUAAUACGAAACUUGUGCAUUUCAAUGAUUUUUUCAUAAAAUUAGAGAUCAUCAAAAAAACAUCAAUCAUAACUGAAGGUUUUAGUAAUUUUCAAAGACCUCCAGAAUUCUAACAAACUUUGUUUCGUGAUAAUUGUCACUAUUGCAUUUAGAUUACAAAUUUUACCUUUUGAUAAACUAGCAAUAAUGCAAAGAAGAGUGACAAUAUUUGGUUAUUGUGAUGGAUAUUAUUGUCAAUUGUGCAUUAUCCGACGCCUACGUUUCGUGUUAUAUUUAUCAUGACUUGUCAUACUAUACCGAAGCGCCAACAGCAGGCCCUGGUUGCCAAAAAGAGGACACACUUGGGUAAUUCCAGAAAUUAACAACAGAAAAUUAUUCAUUUUGAUCGAUACUUGGCACACGGGUUUAGAAUGGAAAACCAUUUAUUUUCCACGGAUGGAUAGACGGAUCCAACCCAAGACUGAUUUUUUAAAAUGAGUGUAUGUAUUUUUGCAUGCACUUUCAUCAAAUCGGGAUAGCUCGGACGAAAAUAGAAUUGAUUUUUUUUAAUAUUGUGGAAUUAAAUGGAAUUUAUUUUCCUUUAAAGCGAAGUUUGACUUGUUCAAAUUGAGCAAAUUAACAAAAAAUCGAGUUCUUAGAUUUUUAUGUUUAAAUAUCUCGAGAACGGCUGCUUCUAGGAGAAUGGUUAUAAAAGCAAAUUUAUUUUUUUCAACUGGAGAAUUAUAUUCAAAAGUCAAAAUGACUAUUUUUUUAAAUCAAAAAUUUGAAGUUUGGCAAGAAUUGGUAAGUUGGUUCAGCUUCAGCAACUUUGUACCAACAUAUGAGCUUUAUAUUAAGUCUUAAAAUAAAAUUGUUUAAAAAAAAUAUUAAAGCAACGCUUUUUUUAUUUUAGUUUCUAUGUUGGUUUUCUAAUUUUUGAAAAAGUAUUCAACUUUUGUCCACAGUUUAUACUUUUAAGAGUGUUCAAACGAUUUCCUACAACUUGUUCUUGGACACAAUUUUUGUACAAUUUACAGUUUCCGAGUUACCAUAAUUUGAAGAAAGUUCAAGCACAAAAAACAUACAUCCGUUUUAAAAAAAUCAGUCUCAAGUCGAAUUAGUCUCUGCAUCUGUGUAAAAUAAAUGUUUUGUCAUACUUAAAAUAUGUGCAAAGUUUCAUCCGAAUUGGAGGAUGUGAAUUCUAAGGACUUGCUAAUUAUUUUUGGAAUUGCUCACUUCUUAUUAAAAUACUUUCCUUUUAAAAAUGGCAUACCAAAAAAACUACUAUGUGUUAACUUUUAUUUGAAUCAAUAAGAUGAGAGUGAUAAUCGUGAGUUGAGCACUUUAUUCUGCCUAUCACUGUAUGUACUUAGGAUUAGCUUUGAAUCGUUGCACUGUUUUCUCUGAAUGCUGAAAAUUUUGUGAUGAGCAUAAUGAGUAAUUUCGAAUUGUAUACUUUUUCAUAUUUGUAUAGGGGAAGGCAAAGCGGGGAUUUUUUGAUUUAAUGAUAAUUUUUAUUAUUUAAUGGAGAUUUUUAUUGCGUAUAAAAAUUUGCAUUGUUUUUAGUAACUGAUAACUCGACUAAAAACUAUUUUUAUCUCAAAUAUUCGUUACGUACAGUAAUUGUUCAGAACCAAAGAAACCAAUAUUCCGUAAACAAUUGAUAACUAAAAAAAUAUUUAUUUUAUUUAUACAAAAACUGUUCAAAAAUUACAUCGAGUAGAAAAUCAAUUUUUGCAUACGAUUUCGUCGAAAAAUAAAUAAUUGAGAAAACGACUACAAUGAAUAUAAAGUAAAUUGAAUUCUUUAUGGCGCAUCGGAAUUGUAUCAGUAUGUUUUACUAGAGUUUGCACCGCAAUAACCUUACUUUGCCCGAGAAAACGGUUUUCUUUCCGAUUCGUAGCGAACACAAUAAUGCUCAGAAAUAAACAAACAUAAUAUGUUAUUGUAGCACAAAAGAGAGCACUAUGGAAUACUACGAAACUUAUUUUUUCAAUAUGGAUUGAGAUCUAAAAUUGAAAAUUUCUAGCGAUUGAAAAUUUCGAACGAUUACAACGACACACCGAAACAAAAUACUAGUGUCAUAAAUAUAAUACUUCUACAAGAAAAUUUACGAAAACGCAAGGUAAAGUUCGAGGGUGUCUCAAAACGAAAUUUUAUUUUUUUUUUCGAUUGCUGGCCCCAGAAUAUAACCAGAAGAGAUAUCAAGAAAUCCCCGCUUUGCCCCGCUUUCCCCUAAGGCGAGAAACUGAAUGAGUGUCACUUGACCAUACUAAUAUCAUCAAUGGUUGUUACAAUGACAGUCGAAUAAUUUUUAUUUUACCUGCGUGUUAUUCGAAUACUAUACAUAUUUCGAUGUGUUAUUCAUAAGGGUUCUUUCAGGUUCAAGAGAUAGGAAAAGUCUGUGAACCGCUUACAUUUACUGCUCAUUAUCAUCAAGUCAUUCUAGUUUUAUAUAAUGUAAAUUUAGAAGUACUUUACAUUUCCUAUAAACAAACUGUAAGAUCUCUCUUUUUUCGUUUGAAUAAUUGUUCUAAUAUUUUCAUGCGUUCUUGUAUUUCACCGCUGCAUCUGUUGUUUUAUUAAUGUAGGUGAAUUUCGCUGAUGGAUUCCGAAAAUACUCACACGCCAUUUACAGAUACUAUUUAGUCGUAUUUGUAUAGUUAAAAUACUUAUUUGAUAGACAGAAAAGGUGUUAAGUGUGAUUUGAAGAUUUUUUUCACUAGGAGGCAAUAGUUUCACAUCACCAACGGUUUCAAAUUUUUUCAUUAUCUAGGAGGCCAUUUCAUAGUUCGCCAGCUUGUUGAAGCUUUGUUUUAAACUUCUACCGCACACUUAUCAAUUCCUUUUGUAAAGAACAUUUUAUGUACACAUGCUGAAUUAUAUGACUAGAAAACUAAAUAUUUAAGUGCAAUAAUUCACCAGUAUGGAAAAAUACCCAGCCGAUAUUUGGACAAUAUAAACGUGUGAUCACUGCCGCUAUAUCGCUUCAUUAGAAAAAAAUAAAUAAAAAUGAACAAAAAUAAAUUAGAUCCUCUUGAAUGAAUUUCGCUAAUGAAAAGAUCCGAUAUAUAAAUCAUUAACAACCGAAACGGUGAGAAAUAACAAACAACAAUGUAUUGGAGGAAAAAAGUAAGAAGUAUGAGCUAUUGAAUGGAGCAAUGAAACAAAGAAAAAAAUUUAGACGCAUUAUACACGUUGCAAGAAUCGGUUCUCGCGUGGAUAAACACUAAAAAAACCAAAGGAAAGUAAAACAAAGUAUAGAUUUUUUAGGAAGUGCUGUAAGGUCAUGUGGAUACAGAUAUAGAUAGGGAAUUAUAUAUAUUUAAAAAGGUAUAAUUAAUAGGCUAAUUAAAAGAAUAGCAACGGUUUAGCGUGUAUUUAAAUGGAAGUAUAUAGAAUAUAGCUCUUAUUUUUUUUCAAAUUUUCGGUUCACUCAGAGUCAUAGGAGACAGAAUAUCGACAGCCAUAGCAUUAUAUAGCGUAAUGUACUUGAAUAAAUAAGAAAGUUAAAAGCAGAAUGCGAGUAGUGAAUGUCUUGGUAACACAUUCUUGUAGGCUCUUAAACUAUGAAGAGAAAUAGGAACAGUAACGAACCGCCCUCCCAUCACCCGAACCUGAUUAGGGUAUUCGCCCACUCUACACCUGAUAUCAAAAGCAUAUGUACGUGCGCCAUAUUUUCCGUUCUCGCUUUAUUUGUUGGUAAUCGAACAGAGAACAAUGAAUAAUGACAGUUUUGAUGUUGAAUAGAUGAUCAUGUCACUAGCACUAGUAAUGCUAAAGACAAUAUGGAACAGAAGCUCACACUCAAUCAUAAUAGUAAGUCGAAGUCCCUUAAACUCUAGCAGUACCAGAAAUGAUAAAUGAGUAUUUGCAAAAUAAACCACGAAACUGACAGUACCCACACCUGAAUUAUCGAAACUGUAUAAAACAACUAAAAUAAAUUGGAUUCAAUGUAUUGAGAAGUAAGUAGUAAGUUAUACUACACGAUGUUAUUUGAUUAUUGGUAUACGUUGAUUUUAUCUCACUAAUACUUUUGAUGAACAGUCUACUUCAACUUUAAUUAUCGCCCGUUUUUGUAACGCCUCAUAAUGUGCUGUCUUAUUAAAUUAUUUUUAAAUUCAUUCUGAAAUUGGUUACGAAUACUUUGUUCGGUACAAAAUAGUUUUAUAACUUUUGUUACAGUAUCCUACAGUUCUUUGAAAUAUAAGAUGACAGAUUGAAUAUUGGUUCGAUUUAACAGAACACUAUGUUAUUUGCAUUUUUGUUAGAUUUUUGUUCGAAAUAAUGCAGUUCUAACCGUUUGGUAUAAUAUGUCAACGGUUUUAUUGGAUUGCUGAAUUCUUUUUCUCAUGAGUUAGUCUAUAAAAUAUGAUCAGGCAGUUAUAUUGAACUUAACGUCUUGAUGUUAUCUUAGGUUCGGUACUGUAAGUGUCGUGUGUUAACUAAAUGUGGCUGAACAGUAAAAUAGAUAACACUGGUAAUAACUAGCUUAAAUGUUUUGUUUUAUUUACAGCAUAUUUACAAUUGCCUGAUUUUCCAAUCUACUUGUUCGUUGAGUGAAAAAUCCGCCUUUCAAUCACUGCUCUAGAGCAUAAUUAUCAAAUCACAAAUUGUAGAAUGAAUGAUAACAAAAUCUAAAGAUCACUGCCCUGUGUGUUUCAUUAUCUAAAGUGAAAAAAUUCAAAAUUUGUCGAACAUGCCAUAAGUCGCAACUUUAUUUGUAUAAUGAAACAGGUUGAACCGUGUGACAUAAUAUUUUGUUAAGUUUCGAAAAAGGAUUUUUUUCGUCAGACCGUUUGAUAAUCAGAAAUAUUAAAGAAUUCAUAACAAUGCGCGAUGCGACAACCAAAAUGUGUCGACAAAUAGAAAAUACAAAUGCAAAAAAUAAAACAAACGAUGAUACGUGAAAUAACGCACAUUUUACAUAAACAUCUACUGAAUAGUCUCAAUACAAGAAAACAAAGCCAUUACGAUCGUUAAAAUUAAACACAACGCAACAGUAAUAUUAACAUAUAUACAGUGCUACAUACCCCAGCAAAAAUAAUACUAACACGGCGACUUUUAUAAUUUAACAUGAAUUCUUCUUCUGAUUGCUCUUCAAAAUGGUUACUUUGAUUUUAUGUGGUGAAAGCAGCAACAUCGUAAAUAACACUGUAGCAUUUGCUGUGUCACAAAAUCGGAAACAAUGUACGAUCCAUUUUCGAAACAACCAACACAAACAAACGUACUCUGGUAACAAAUCUUAACAUAUGUCUAGCCGAAGAAAAAGCAAAUCAUGCAUAAACAAAAGCAAACACUCAUUACUACAUCUGCAAUGAGAUCGAGUUUAUAAUAUUUGAGUACUCCUUGGUUCUAACGAAUUCUGAUAAAAUCAAGAAAAUUAAAAUAAUAUGAGAAAAUGUUACAAAAAGUCUGAAACUAUAUAAUAAAUAUAAAAAAUAACAUUAAAUACUUUAUUAAAGUAUAUAUUUAUUAUCAAGGUUAUACAUAAUGAGCUCGACGAGUAAUAAACUCUGACAGCGGAAAGCGCUAGGAGAAACACUACACACAGAAAAUUUUAAGUCGGCGCGUAUUUAUCAACUUUUUAUUGACAAGAAGAACAAGUGAAAUGCGAAAAAUUAUUGUAAACAAUAAGUAUAAUAAUAAUAAUAAAUAGGUGAACAGUAUAUGAAAGUAUUACAAACCAACAAAUUGCUUGUAUGGAACCGAAACAAAUCGAUCAACCUAGCGAAAAACACUAUAUUUUUUCCACGAUUUUUUUUUUGUGUCAAUCACUAAACAUGACAUAUAAUAAUGUUCAUAACAUCAUCAGUAGGAAAAGAAACAGAACCUUUCGAAAUUGGAUCAAUCACUACAAAACUAAAUGAACUAAGACAAACAAAAAAACACGGUUAGCAUAUUACGAAUUCUCCCACUUUGUAUGAACAAGCAUUCAUAAUGGAAUGAUUGUGCUAAACAGGAAUAUUAGAUGUUCGAAGAAAGCAAUCUAUUUUUGUUUGGACUCGAAUGUAAUAUGCUCACUUGGAAACUUGUAGCUUUGUAUCCAAAUAAGCCACUUUCGUUUAUUGGAUCGAAUCUUCCAUUGUCAGUCACAUUGCUUUCCAUAUGGUAGCUCGAAACAGUGCCAUAGUUGGUAGUUGCCGAAAAGUAAUUAGAAAGUUGAAAAUGCGUAAGUUGAAACAAAUCGGUAUAUCUCCCACACUAUCCCAACAUGAGCAUAUGACAUGCAUACAUAAUUAUAGUGUAAAACUAAAAAAGCGAUGAAACUUCUUUGGGUUUCUUCAAUGUCGAUACUGUACAUUUUGUAUUAGUCCUAAGUAUUUUUUUAAUUUAGAAACGCUAUUAAAAACGAAACCGGAAGCAAAAAAAAGAAGAUAUAAUAUAAAAUUGAUUAAACCAUAGUUAAA
Messenger RNA from Malaya genurostris, 10085 nucleotides. Its product is annotated as protein SCAI. Gene Ontology annotation, cellular component: nucleus. Bases 190 to 2010 code for a protein of 606 amino acids. The transcript is spliced from 11 exons. Lineage: Eukaryota; Metazoa; Arthropoda; Insecta; Diptera; Culicidae. Gene Ontology annotation, molecular function: transcription corepressor activity. The record is from RefSeq and is a predicted model, not a curated record. Gene Ontology annotation, biological process: DNA-templated transcription.